Messenger RNA from Astrephomene gubernaculifera, 15610 nucleotides. Lineage: Eukaryota; Viridiplantae; Chlorophyta; Chlorophyceae; Chlamydomonadales; Astrephomenaceae. The record is from the annotation of a GenBank genome assembly.
UUUCUAUCUAUGUUUCAAGUGUUUUACACAUUGUGACUCACACUGUUAGCCUUUCAGUUACCGAAUGGCUGUGAGGGCGGUUUCCAUUCCCGACUCUUAUGCUCGUCGCUCACUGGGACGAAACUAAUGGUACUAGUUCUUCGCCUAUAUGGUUUUACCUAGCGGAUGACUGACGUUGAUGUUAGGCGACAGCUGCACGCUUUGCGGCUGCAUUUCCAAGACAGCAAUGACGACGCAACUCCAGCUACCGGCUUUGGCGCGGUCGUCAAUGCCAUUAGACAUCCGUUUGAAGCAGCAUGGCAAAAGGUUGCGAGGUUAUAUAAAACACGUGUGGAAGCCAAUGAUAGAAGCUGGUGGCUCUUUACUCCCCAGAACCCCCUUCGUAAGGGCUGUCGACUGGUUUCCAGCAACCGUUGGUUCGGUCGGGUUGUCCUUACGCUGGUGCUGGCGAGCUGCGUGGUGAUGGCUUUGGAUGACCCCGGCUGUGUGGACUCUUGCAAGCAGCAGGCGUUGCUUAAUAAGGUGGCCUCCGUGGUCCUCGACAUCUUCUUCCUGGCCUGCUUCACGUUGGAGAUCUGCAUCAAGUCCAUCGCAAACAACUUUGCGUUUGGACCGGGUGCCUACCUCAAGAGCGGGUGGAAUUGGAUCGACCUGCUGGCCACCUCCUCCGGCUACCUGCGCUAUCUGCCGCUAGGGGAGCACGGCGGGGCGACGGGACUGAGGGCGUUGCGGGCGCUGCGGCCGCUGCGGGCGAUGACUGCCAUACCGGGUCUUCGUGCGCUGGUAGAGACGCUGCUCGCCGCAGUGCCGCUGCUGCUGGACGUGAUUUUCUUGCUGACCUGGGUGUUCUUUGUGUUUGGCAUCGUGGCGCUGAACCUCUUCAUGGGCAGGCUGCAGAAGCGCUGCAUGGUGCUUGUGGACCCUGCAGCGGAGGCGGGCAUGCCGCCGUCAGACGGGCCCUCCUCGCCGCCAGCAGCAGCAGCGGCGGCGGCUGAGUUGUUGGGUGGAGGAGGGCCACCGUUACCGAUGCCGCUAGGACUGCCACAGCCGCCGUUGGGCGGAAGCUUUGAUGUGUUUGGUAACGGCAGCAGCGGCGGGGAUGGCGGCAAUGCGACGCUGGUUUGGCAGUUUGUGGAUGGGUUGGACAACACGCCCUGUACGACUGGGGGCGCGGGGCUGUUCAAGUGCCCUGAUGGCUCCACCUGUGUUGACAUCAACACCAACCCCAACUUCGGCUACACCUCCUUUGACAACUUUGGUUCCGCCUCCUUUUGCAUCUUCCAAAUGCUCACGCUGGAUUCCUGGACGUCUACUCUGUUGUACCCUCUGAUGAACGCCAUGGGUCCAGCAGUGCCCAUUCCCUUCUUCGGGCUGUUGGUGCUGUUCGGGACCUUUUUCGCGAUGCAGCUGCUGGUGGCGAUUCUGAGCUCCAAGUUUGCGGAGCUCAGUGCGCGGAGGCCCAAGAAGCAGCACCGGCGGCGGAGACGUUACGCGCACACGCCCCCAGACACAUCAGACGAAGAAGAGGAGGACAAGGUGGAAGGCAAUGACCUGGAGUUGGACCUGGGGAGGACGAGGGAGAAGGCGAAGGGCAGUGACGACGGGGAUGAUGGCGAAGGGAGCUGCCAGGUGGCGCGACCCGUAAGGCGACGGCAGCGCGGUCCGCCGUCCCCCGCUACCCGGCUGCGGCGGUGGUGGCGACGCGUGUGGUUCCGCUUCCGCCGGCGCUACCUGCAGGCGUUGCGGCGGAAGGAUCUUUCCUGGUGGCGUGUGAUUUUCUGGGACAUCGCCUACAGCUCCGUGUUCAGCCACCUGGUCAGUAGCCUCAUCCUGGCCAAUGCCAUCACACUGGCGCUGGCGCAUGCGGGCAUGAGCGAGGGGUUCCGGGGGGCGCUGGAUACGGCAAACCUAGUCCUGACGGGCGGGUUCCUCCUGGAGUUCCUAAUCAAGCACCUGGGUGUGGGUCUGGUCGGCUACUGGCUGCGCGACCCCUGGAACCUGCUUGAUGGAGCCAUCGUGGGGUGUUGCGUGGCUGAGCUAGUCCUGAGCUACGGGCCUGCAGGGGCAGGGGCAGAGGCAGCAGGAGGGGUGGAGGGGGGAGGCGGGGUUGGUGCCAACACGCAGGUGAUGCGGACGUUUCGGUUGGUCCGGCUGCUGCGGACGUUCCGGCUGCUGUCAAAGGCGGAGGGGCUGCGGAAGCUGCUGAGGAUGGUGCUCAAGGGUAUCAUAGAUCUGAAGGACUACAUGCUCCUGCUGCUGCUCUGCAUCUUCAUCUUCUCCAUUCUGGGGCUGCAGCAGUUUGGAGGCAACGAGCUGUUCGCGCCGGAGUCGCAGGACGUGGGCUACACCUCCAAUUUCGACACGCUGUGGUCCUCCUUCUACACCGUGUUCCAGCUGCUCACAGGGGACAGCUGGGUGGCCACCAGUUGGAACGCCAUGCGGGCUCGUGGGACCCCCGCCGUCCUCUACUUCAUCGCCUGGAUUAUCAUCGGCAAUUUUGUGCUGAUGACGCUCUUCCUAGCCAUCCUCAUCACCAACUUCCAGGGCGACGAGGAUGUGCCCCCCUCAGAGGAGGAGCCCAGCUCCCUGAACCCUUACGUGCCCGAUGACGCCCACUCCGAAACCGCGUCCGCCCUUGGGGGACCCGCACGUGGCGGCCCCGACAGCGUGCUGGGCGGAGGUGGCGGAGGCGGGGAGGGUGGCGGCAGGGAUGCUCGCAACGCGCUGCAGCUGCGCAUCACCCGACGCACCGACCCGGCAGCAGUGGCCAAGUUAAAGAAGUGGCUGGUGCUGUUGGGUUAUCAUCAUGGAAUGCGGCAUGCGGAGGUGGAGGAGAUUUCCGCCCACAUGGACGAACUGCACCUGCUGAUGCCGGAGGCCUUUGAGCCGGGCGCCCGCAUCCCCGUGCUAGACCUAGACGAGCGAAGCAAGGAGGCCGCGGCGGCGAGGGAGGCCUCCGUGCACCCGCCCGCAGCGGAGGCGGGGACGGCAGGCGAUGCAGCAGCCGCCGAGGGGGGCCCCGCGGAUGCUGGCGCUGCGGCAAGCGCGUUCGGCUUGAAGUUACCCAAUAACGCGCUCAUUCAGUCCAUAGCACGCAUUGUACCUCGGCCUAGCUCCGACGGUCGAGCCUCUGCUGCGACGUCUACUGCCACGGGGACAGAGGGAGGAGGUGUUGGGUUGGGCUGGAGGCGACGCCUGCCCUCGUCCAAUGGCAUAUCUGUGGGGUUUGGCGGUGCGGGGCUGGCUGGGAGGAGCCUGAAGAAGCUGUUUCGGCGCUCAGAGCCUGGGGCGGGAAGUACGAUGGCGGGAGGGGGACAGCCUGGGGAGUCGGAGGGAGGUCAGGUGCUAAUGACGCCGGUGGUGGAGGACGGGCAUGAGGAGCAGGACGGGCGGGGCACCCCGGAGAGCCGAGUGAGUGCGCUGCCCCCCAGCCGUCUGCAGCCCACCCAGCUUCCCCCCCACCGCCACUCCACCUCCUCCGCCACCCGCGGCCGCCUCAGCCGCCAUCGCAGCGCCGUUGUCCGCUCCACCGCCUCCGGCGCCACCCCCCGCGGCCCGCCCACCCUCAUCACCGUGCCGCGGCACCGCCCCAGCCUGCCCCCCAGCGUGGCAGCAGCCCUGGCCGCAGUGAAGGGCUACGGGUCCUGGGCGCCCCAGGACGACCCGAGAGAGGAGCGUGAGGGGGACCCUGUCCCCGUGCCGGGACAGAGGAACAGGGGAAGGAGCAGUGACGGAGUUGAGGAGUUGAGGAGGAGGAUGGCGGAGGUAGGGGGUGAGGGCGAGGGUGGGCGGAGAGGUAGCCGCUCGCCCUCACCGUCCCGGCGGCGGGAGAUGUUUAUGGAACAUUGGAGGAGCUGGUUUGAGGAUAUGGCGACUGCGCCGCCUGCGUCGCACGGGCCCUCGCGGAUUCAGUCGUUCGAGCCGUCAAUGGCGGCGAAGGCGGCUGCGGAGGCAGUAGCAGCGGCAGCGGCGGCGGGGGGGGAGCGGCGGGGAGGCGGUCACGGGAGUGUCUUGGAGGGAAGCAGCUUUGGGGACUUCCCUUGCCUGGACUCGUUCGAGAUCAAGAGUCACAAGCUUGCAACAGCUGUACGGAGCCUUUCUGGCGGCUCGUCGAGUGGGGAUAGCGGAGGAGGCGGCGGAGGCAGUGCAGGUGGUGAACGGCCGCCACCGCAGCCAGCGGCGCCGUCCGGGAAUGCUGGCAUUAGCGUUGGCAAUGGUGGUGGUGUUGGUGGUGUCUUGGAGGAUGCUCAACGAGUGGCCGAUGCAGACCUGGUCACGACAGAGCCUACCCUUGCAGCAACGGUAACAGCAGAUGCGCCGCCGACGCCUGACGCGGGCGAUGAAGCGACCCGUGGGUCGCUCUCGUCACCGCGGUUAGGCCGAAGCGCGCGCCGGUCUGGACGGGUCCCCCAAGCCCAAGCCGGGCACAUGCUAGGCGGGCAGUCCCCUGGUGAUGCCAUGGCAGCCCUCAGUGGGGCGUACGAGUACGGCCGCGGCGGUGGCAGCGGCGGCGGCGGCGGUCGCAUGGAGGCUAUGGAUGUGGGGGCGGAUAUGACAGCGACGCCGCCACCGACCGCGGUUGCUUUCAUUACUGCUUCUGGGCCCUCAGCGACAACCGCUGCCCCUGAUGCUGCUGCCGCUGCCGUGGUUGCCGGCCCUGAGGCGGCUGGCGUGGCUGGCGUCAGAGGUCCGGUCCCCAUUGGACGCCCCCGUAGCUGGCCGUCCAACCUUGACGCCGCUUGUGACCGCACCACCACCGGCGAUUGCCCGCCCGCGUUCAGAGAAGCCGACAACAUGGCCUUUUCCAGCAACACAACGGUGGCGAGGGUUGCUGCUGCUGCGGCCAAUGCUGUGGCUGCUACUGUUACCGCUACCGCCGCUGCUGCCGCCCCAAUGGCAGCUGAGGAGGCGGUUGGCGCCUCUAGGUGGCCUUCCCCGAGACGCCCUCCUUUCCUAGGCAUCCUCCUGGGGUCUUCUUCCUUUGGGAAAGCCUCUCCUCAGUACUCAUCCCCUACCUCAACCGUACAUGCCGUACAGACGCCGCCGCAGCAGCAGCCAGCACAGCCGUCGCCGCCGCCGCCUGCGGCGGAUGGCUCUACCGUACAUGCAACCUCGGUAGCUGCUGCCAUGUCCGCCCUUGCCGUACCUGCAUCCUUCAUGCUGACAUGCAUGUCCAUUGCCUCCACCUGCAACUCCUCCUCCGCCGCGUCUUCAGCGCACUUCCUGAGGCUGCCAUACCCCGACGUCGCCGUGGACCGUACGGCAGCACCCCCCACCGAUCCAACCGCCGCCCACGCCGCCGCCACCGGCAGUAGCAGCUCCACUCCCCUUAACGCCAUUCUCCCGCCGCUGCCUCCCACUCUCUCCCUUCCGCUCCCUCACCUUCCUCCCCUGCCUCGCGGCUCCCUAGCACACGACCUCCACCCUCACCACCCCCACCCCCACCACCAGCAGCACCUUCAUCACAGGUACUACAACACGCACCGCGCCCGGCGAUCCACUUCAAUCGGAGCCGGUGAGGCCCGCCUCAACAGCCACCGUACCACAUCCGCUAUGACGUCAGCCCUGCUUCGCGCCCGGCAUCCCACCAGCGCCUCCUUGGGUCGCAGCACCAGCGGAGGCAGUCUGGGGAGCCUCGGACAUGGCGGCGGCGGUGGCGGUGCCGCCACCACCAGCAGCUCCCUCUGGCCCUACCCGCGAGGAGGAGGAGGAGGUGGUAGCCGUUACAGGGGCAGUAUCGGCGCAUCCACACGGUCCCAUGGGUCACAUGGGUCGGUGACGCUGGACGGCCAAGUCCCGGCGGCGCGUCCCACAGCAGGGCUGCUCCCGGCGGCUGCUAGUGGUGCAGCAGCUGCGAUGCGGUCUUCCGAGUCUUCCGCCGGCGGUGUCCCCACUUCCACACGCACAACCGUUACCUCCACCACUGCAGCUGCUGCUGCAGCAGCAGAAGACACAGCAGCGGCGGAAGCUGAAGCUGAGGCGGAAGCAGCAGCAGCAGUAGAUACGGGUGGGGAGCCUACCCUGCGGUCCAUGGGUUUGUGGCGCAGUCCUAGCGGUCUGCAGGGCACGCUGCGGGCGGCUGACCUGAGGAGCUAUGCCAACGCGUUCCAGAGGCCGUUGGGCGACCCUACCGGUGCAGGUGGUGGUGGUGGUGGUUUCGGGGCUGCUGAUUCGGGCGCUGCCAGCUGGGCGACCGACGGCAGCAUCAGCGCCAUGAUUCCGCGUGGUGACAGCAGCUCGCAGCUGCCCAGCAUGCCUACUUUUACGCCGUCGCCGCUGGCGGCGGCCAUCUUUCCCACGGCUGUCGAACACGGCUGUGUUGACCAGGCAGGCAGUGAUGAGUUGGGGGCUGCUGCUGCAGGGGUCGCUGCAGCUGUGACACCUCUCAGCGGCAGGACAGAGCCGCGGGAAGGAGCUGCUGCUGCUGCUGCAGGUGCUUAUCGUCUGGGAGCAACAGAGGGGGGAGCGGAGGCUGUUGGGCCUGAUGAGGCGCUGCUUAUGAUACCAUCAUCUCGCCCCCUGCCUAUCCCGGUUCCGCCAACUGCUGCUGCGGCUGCUGCGGGGGGAGGUGUGAGAGGAGUUGCUGAGCUAUUGCCUCCAGCUCUAGCCGGCUUUGGUGGUGGAGCGGCAGGCGGUGUUAUGGUUCCGGGCUGGCGGGGGCUAGGCAUGCUUGGGCUGGCCCGCUCCCAUCCAUUGGUGUUUGGACCGGAAUCGGGUAGCUAUGGUGAGGAGGAGGAGGAGGAGGGGGAGGAAGGGAGCGAAGGCGAGAUGAAGGAUGGGGAUGCGGAGGAGGAGGAUACGUGGCUACCUCUUUCACCCAUGCGCCUCAACGGCCCCGGCGGUGUAGUUUCUGGCAGAGCGGCAGCAGCAGUUUUUGGUGCAGCUGUUCGCGCUGUUGGUGCUGUUGAUAGCGAUGUUUCCGCAAUGGAGGCAGCAGCUCCAUCCACGCCUGCCCACCAGCGCAUCACCGGGACAGCUACCUGCGAUCCGGGCUCGCAGACCCCAAGCCAAGACUCCUCCUUUGCAUUCGCGGUUACGCAUGGCUCCGCCUCCGCCGCCUCCACGCCAGCCGGGUUCCGAGGUGGGGGGGGUGCGGCAGCAACCGCUUCCAGCGGUACGCCUGGGAGCGCGGAAGACACGGCCCGGUCAGCCGCCGCUACAACUGCCACAUCCAUCGCUACCACCACCCCUGCCACCACCCCAACCUCCGCCGGGGACGCAAGCGGUGUGGGGGCCCCGGCUGCGACACCGCGCAUGGUUAGCGUUGCUAGCCCCUUCACCUCGCCAACCAAGUCAUCGUCGUCGUCCCAGAUGUCCUCAUCAUCCGCCCCACGACGUUCGAUACCGCGACCGCCGGCGCUAUUGUCUAUAUCGACGUCACAGCAGCAGCACCAACCACAACAGCAGCAGCAGCAAGAGCAACAGCGGGGGGCAGCUGCAGCGAAUGUCAGGACAGCAGCAGCAGCUGCAGCAGCGGAUGCAACAUCCUCAUCCCCGGAAAAGACGGGAACUGGGGCGUAUGAACCGGGCUCUUUUGCGCGAAGCAGCUUCGCCUUCCCUAUUGAGCCCAUCGCACCCACCAUCACCACCACCGCCGCCCCACAAAUCUCCGCUGGCGCAGCCGGAUCAGUUGCGGCGGCGUUUGGCCGCACCACCCACACCUCUUCGGGACCCAACUCCAACAGUAGCGGCCCGAAUAGCAGCCCUAGCGGCAACCCUAGCAGCAGCGCCCGUAAUGCACAAGGCAGCCGGAUCCCCACCGGGAGAGCUCCUGCAGGCCAGAUCCAGUCCGUUACCGUACGUUCGCGAGCCAUAUCACAACAGGAGCAGCAGCAACAACAGGAGCAGCAGCAACACCAGGCGGGACGUGGCAAAAGCAAGAUCCCAUCUCUACUUGCCGCCGCCGCGGUUGCCCCUACCACUACCACCGCCGCUGCUGCUGUUGCUUCUCCCUCCGCUUCACCAAGUGCAGGAGGCGCAACGGCGGGGUUUUCAGCAGCAGCCGCAGCGGCAACCGGUGGCGCUGCAUCAUCUAGAAUGGUAGUGGCGAGGAUGGCUGGUGGUGGCGCCACCGCCGCUGCCAUCGGUACCUCCUCCUCCGCUUCGUCGCCUCGCUCUCCCCAGGAAGCCAAGAGGGCGCCCCCACCCCCCACAAAGCACCCGCUGCAAUCCUUCUCCCCCUCCACCGCGGCCUCACGCCCGAGGGCGCACUCCGACGCAUCCAUCCUGCGCGGUAGCGGCCCUGCCGCCGCCGCCGCCGCGGCCCCUGCCAGCGGCCGCCCUCUCCAGUCCCGACCUCGAAACUCAAUUGAAGUGGGAGUUGUAAGCCGCGCCAGCACCACCACCCUGGUCACCGGCGGCGGCAGUAGCACCGCCGCUGCCGCCGCCGCUACUGCCGCCGCCGCUGCUGCGCACACGGCGGAGGGUGAGUCUGACGGCAGCAGCGAGGACCCCUUUAGCAUGCCCCCGCUGCCGCCCCCGCAGCAGCAGCAGCAGCAGCAGCAGCACCGCUCUACCCCAAGCAGCUGGCUGCCCAUGGCACCCUUUGCUGAGCUAGGGCAGUUGCAAGCGCAGCGGAAGGCGGCACGGGCGGGCGGGGCAGCGGCGGCGGCAGCGGCGCCGACGCAAUCAGCGGCCAGCAGGGGGAGACAGGGGGCAACAGGGGACAGCAUCAGACAGCAGGGUACGGCAGCGGGUGGCAGCGGUGGCAAGGGGCUGCUAGGAAGCGCGGGACCUGUAUCGGAAUCUGCAUGGCAGGCUGAUGGGGAGGGGUUGACGGAGGCGACGGCGGCAACGGCGGCGGCACCGCCAUCUCCAUUCUGGUACGGCAGUUGCCGUAUGUUGCCAUAUGUUGUGGUUGGCGAGCGUGGGGAGGAUGGGGGCCUGUGGUGGCAGCACGCUGCUGCUGCUGCUGCUGCUGCUGAUACAGCGGCGCCGGCGCAACGUGGAAGCGGCUGCGGUGGCUGCGCUCACGCCAGCGGCGCCAGAGCGGACGCAACAGGAGGAGCAGGACCUGCAGCAGCAGCAGCUGGGUUGUGGGUCCGCCGCAAGUCGCCUUUGUCAUCGCCGCCUCCGACACCCUUCCAUGAUGCGUACGACAUUGCAUCCGACAUCGCUGCGGAGGGGAUUCAGUUCGUCGCCAGUACGGCAAGUGGGACAGGUGGAAGGGCCAGAGGCUGCUGCCGUUGCCGCCGAGGAAGCGAGCGGCAUGUCGUCAUCCGACUCCGGCUCGCAGGUCCCACCCUUGCCGCUGCUUCAGCCGCAGCAGCUGCGGAGAUGGUGGGGAGGAGGCAACCCGCUAGGGGGAUCAUCGGAGUACGGAAGCGGUGGUGGUGGCGGUGGUGGUGGUUGUGACGGAGGCGGCGCCUCCGCCGGUCCAGUGGCGGAAGCUAUGGUGGCCUCGACGGCGGAGGCUGGCGGCACGUACAAACGAUCCACAUCCCAGAACCCCUCCCUUGGACGGAAAGCCUCCGGCCCCGGCGGCCGCUCCCCCUCCGGGCGCCUCCUGUCGGACCUCGAGGACCCCGUCUACCUGGAGCACAGCUCGCUGUGGCUGCUGCGGCCGCACCACCCGCUGAGGAGGGGGCUGCAGGCGGUGGUGACACACAAGCUGUUCGAGAGCUGCGUGAUGGCUAUGAUUCUCGCCUCCUGCCUCAUCCUGACCAUGGACAGUCCCCAGCUGCCGCCCUCCUCCCGCAUGGCCCGGGCGACACGGGUGAUCGAGUGGAGUGUGGUCUUGUUCUUCCUGGCGGAAAUGAGCCUGAAGCUGGUGCUGAAGGGUGUCAUCCGCCACCCCCGCGCCUACUGGCGCACCCCCUGGGACUCCUUGGACGGCAUCAUCGCACUCACCUCCCUCGCCGCACUGCUGUCCCCCUCCGUCUCCUUCCUGCGUGCACUGCGGCUGCUGCGGGUGCUGCGGCCGCUGCGGGUGAUCAGUCACAUCCGCGGCAUGCGGCUGGUGGUGGAGACACUGCUGCGCUCGCUGCCGGCGGUGGUGCAUGUGGCGGUGUUUGGGGGUUUCAUUUUUGCCAUCUUUGCCAUCCUGGGCACGCAGCUCUUCAUGGGUCGCCUGGACCGCUGCAACCAGGCCACACUGCCGGAUGAUGGCACUGCUGCUGCUGCCGGGGCCGUGCCGCUGCCCCUAGAGACCAAGGAGCAGUGUAUCCCCGGCUCCUUCAUCUGCACCGAGUCUGAUCUGUGCGAUAACGUGGGGGAUGCCGCUGAGAGGGCGUGGGUGACUCCCUUUCGCAACUUUGACCACGUGGGGCGGUCGCUGCUGACGCUGUUCAUCCUGUCGACCCAGGACGGAUACAUGGACACGCUGCAGGCGUUGAUAGACGCGGUGGGGGAGGGCAAGCAGCCCCGCCCCAACCACAACCCCUGGGCCGGGCUCUACGUCAUCGCGUUUGUGUUCAUGGGCGCGUUCUUCUGGAUUAACCUGCUGGUGUCGGUCAUCAUCGACUACUACAGCCAGCUGAUGCUGGAGGAGGGCGGGCUGCUGCAGUCGCGGGAGACGCGCGAGUGGAUGAAGCUGCUGCAGUUCAGCGCCAGCCCGCAGCGGGACUACUGGAGGAGGGUGCCGAGGCCCGAGCACCCCGUUAGGGCGAGGUGCUACGAUCUCGCCUCUUCGCCCUACUUCGACAACACAAUCAUGGGCGUCAUUUUGGCGAAUGUGCUGGUCAUGGCCCUCCCCCACGAGGGCUCCAGCGCACGCUUUGACGACGUGCUGUCGUACCUCAACGCCGCCUUCACGCUGGUGUUCAUUUGGGAGGCGGGGGUCAAGUGCAGCGCCAUGGGCCCCCGGAGGUACAAACAGGACCACUGGAACAAGCUGGACCUGUUCAUCAUCGUCAGCUCGCUGCCCGAUCUGGUGUCGCUGGUGGUGCCGCUGGGGGCGGGCAGCGGCGUGGCAACGGCGUUCCGGAUACUGAGGAUUGGCCGCAUGUUUAAACUCAUCAAGAACGCCCGCGGCCUGCGCACCCUCUUCAACACACUCAUCUCCUCCCUGCCCGCAAUCACCAACGUGGGCAGCUUGCUCUUCCUGCUCAUGUUCAUUUACGCGGUGCUGGGAAUGAACUUGUUUGGAGUGGAAGGGGGCCCCUUUGAGGGCGCCUCCUCCACGGAUACCAACUUUGAUGACUUUGGGUCGUCUCUCAUAGCGCUGUUCCAGGUGUUCACGAGCGACGGCUGGAGCGGCGUGAUGGCCCAGGCGGCUGGGUGCGACUCAAAUGAGUUCGGCUGCAAGACCGGCGGACAGGCGGUGGUAGCGUGCCUGUUCUUUUGCAGCUUUGUCAUCCUGGCAAACUUCAUCAUGCUCAAUCUGGUCAUCGCGGUCAUCCUGGAUAACUUCAUUUCGUCGGCGCAGAAAGAAGGCCUGCUCAAGAACUCGCGCUUCACAGACGUCAUGAGCACCGUCAUUUCGCUGCGUGUGUUUGUGCGUAUGCUGCGACGGAAGAUCGAGACGGUGAAGGCGGUGGAGGAGCUCAAAGAGGCGGCGGCGCAGGCGGCGGCGAGCGGGGAGCGGGGGGCCAAGAGGGCGGUGGCGAGGACUCGCAAGAAGAGCCUGCUGCUCGCCUCCCUCGCCAUGCCCUCCUCCGUCCUCAAGGCAGCAGGCGACUACUCCACCGCAGGCGGCCUGAGCAUCCCUGGCUUCGGAGCCGAGGACAUGGUCAUUCGCGCGCUCUCGAUGCACCAACAGCGCUCCAGCCACCAGAGCCACCGAGGCAGUGGGCGCGCCGCGCGAGGCGACGGUGGACACCACCCGCACGACAUCCGAGAAGCGACCUCGCACCACAGCUUCUUCGGAAUUGUGGGUUUCGGAGGCUUCGGAGGGAGUUUCGGUGGGGGAGCUGCUGGGAGGAGAGCCAGCUUUAACUUUGGAGGCGGCGGAGGUGUAGCAGGAGGAGGAGGAGGAAUGAGCGGCAACGGCGCCGCUAGCGGCGGUCUGGCGCUCGGCCUCGCAGCGCUUCGCCGUACGUUUAACCGCCAGGUUAGUAGCGAGAGCGCAGGGGAGAGAGGCAGUGCCGCCGCCGCCGCUGCGGCGGCGGCGGCCGCCAGCGGUGUCAGCAUGAGCGGUCCGCUGUUCCGCGGCGCAGCUGCCUCGGCGGUGAACAACAGAGCCGCAGCCGUCGCCUCUGCCGGCGCAGCAGCCGGUGAGACGGGCGGGAUGGUGACGUCAUCCGCACGUCCCUCACCCAACAACCUGAUCCUGGUGAGUGGUGGCGGCGGCAGCGCAGUGGAAUACCUGCGGUCGCGAACCGGCUCCUUUCGCAGCUUGCGUAGCGGCCUGCCCACCAGCCUCAACGGUGGGCAGGAGGGAGGCGGCAUGGCGGCUACGCUUUCCGGCGGGGUGGUCGUGGGCAGUGCGGAUGAGGGGGACUCGGCGACGGGUCUGGGGACGGUGAUGACGACGGGAGGGGCGGCGGCAGCAGGGUCGGGGGUGCUCAGCGGCAGCACGGGUCGAGUUCGUUUUGUGACCACGGGGGGUGAGGAUCACAACAACACGGGGGGUGAGGAGGUGGAGGAGGAGGAGCGGCGGUCGGGUACGGACGCGGGCGGGGUGAGUAUUGGAUCGCGCAUGUUGUCGGGUCUGGGCAGUCGCGGAGCGCCGGUGCGGAUGGCCAGUCGGAGCUACAGCCAGAGUCGGCUGUCUCGCUAGGGGUGGCGUGUGGGGAGCUGCCUCCCUAGGUGUGGCGGCUGUCACGGGGGGAUGGUAAUGGCCGCAGGGAAGGGGUUGGCUGCUUGGUAAGUGGAGCGCCCCUGGGAUAAGACGUUUAUCUAUGGAAACAAAGGAGAGCUGCUUGUGCACUGGGGGAUAGGGAGCGGCUGCAAUGUUACUACUACGGUACUACGGAAUUAUGGCGCUAUAAAUAGUUUCGUAUCGUUUUCAUCAUGCAAGCUUUCAUACAGGGCGAUGUGGAGCAAACACCUGCUGCUCGUGUGCCGCACGGGCUAUAAAGCAAUGGAGCUGUGAAGAAACACCCAUGGUCCCCUGCAGAGUGUUUGGGCCAGUGUCCAACACGCUGGGUAGAUUCGGCGGUUAGUACGACAGUCAUAACCCCCAUCCGUACGAACGUGAGAACUACUAGUGAGGAGUAACGUUUAUUGCUUUCAUAUUUCAUGCUUAUAUCAAUGCCCCCUCAAAUGUGACCAACGCAUGCGUUGCGCCGUUGCGUUUGUUGGUUACGUGGAUUUUGGUGAUUGCUGCCCUUGUUUUGCGUUCUAGAAACCGAUUAUUGAGGUAAGACCCACCAUCCUGUGCUCGUGCUUUGGGUGGAGUGAAGGAAUUCAAGCUGGGCGUUGGGAUGUGGCCUUACCUUCGUUCCGGUUGUCCUUGAUGUGGCGGGUAUUAUUGUGACAUGGAGGUGUUUGCUUAAACGUCGUGCGCAUGUCAAUGGCCCUUGUAGUGCCGUUGAUCAGGGUAUGCAGCCGGGGGUGCUGACUCGCACUUUUGUACCCUCAUGCACUCUGUACGUACGAAUUCUUUAGUAUUCGUACGUUGCCUUUGAAAGCAAAGUUCUUGUUGUGAGUCAUCCGAUGGCAAUGCUAUUAAUGUUAGUAUUGUCGUUACUCGUGGGCCCUUUGAUGCUAUGUGGCAACGCGGCAUGGCUGGCUGGUCUACGACCUUUAUGCCUGUGGUGUACGUCUUGACCGACUGGCGGGGAUGAUGAUGGACGCUACAGGUGAUGCGACGGCGGGUUGCGACGUUUCAGCAUGGUUUCGGAUGGAUCACUAUAUAUCUUUUUAUCAGAGAGCAUGUCCGAGAGCUGAAAGUACGCGUCCCAUAACGUCAAGUCCUAUAGCUAUGAGGACCAUAUCAUGCGGCAAUAUCAUUUCAACGUAAAAUACGUAAUAAUGCCCUUGAUGACGAUGAUGAUGUUGAGGUCCUGAUGAGGUCCCAAUGCCGUACAUGUUAAUGUCUUGGUGCCCAGUACACAGGGUGAUGCCAUGAUGAUGUAUGGGACGUACACGUCUUGACAUGUGAGGCUGCUUUCGAGUAAUAAAUGGAUGGUUGGAGAAGAAGUUGACGUGCAGUGUGCAGUAUGUUUUGCCCCGCCCUGAGUCAUCAAGGAACCAACCACUAGUUGGGUAUCAAGUUAUGACUGGGUGUGUGACUGCAGUCGACUGCUCCGGUGUGCGUGUGUAGGGUCCCGGCGGACAAGCAUAUGUCGCGUCUCUCUCUCUUCCGUCCAGCGGAUUCUUCGCCUGUUCCAGCCUUUUACAGAGCUUGUAGAGCAGUUCAUGAACCGUCAACAUCCGCGGUUUGUGUCUACUGCGGAGACGAUUGCACUGUUCAUUGUUUUGGUCCAUAAGUGUUUCUUUGCAAGAGUGUAUGGCAACGGCCGACCCCUGCCUGUUUUCCUAUCCCCGUGGCUUGUGUCAUGUUUGUGUACUUGUGUGUUUUGGUUCGUGACGGACCUGGAGUGGGGAAGGUGGUGGUGGUGGUGACGUGCGGAUGUGAUUGUGGCUGUGGACGACAUGUAUUGGAGAAGGUUCGGGGGUUCGGGGUUUAAGGACCGUUCGUGACCUCUUUGACUUCUGAAACUUUCAUCUUCAGCAUCUUCGUUGUCACAGACGCGCAUCACUCGCGCACGAAAGCCAGUAGCGACCGGUUUGGGAUGUCAUCCUAAACUAAGUAGCGACCGGUUUGGGAUGUCAUCCCAAACUAAGUGCUUACAGUCGCGGUCCUCUUCUUCCCUUUCCACAUUGGACUAUUGCUGAGCAUUGCGACAUUUGUGUGUGUGAUAGUUGGUGCUUGUUGUGAGACGCGUACGACGUGCACUUGUUCUACUUGCCGUACAUUUGUGUUCGUACACGCAAGCGGAGGGCCGUACGUACACUUGGCAAUUGGCAAACACUUAGCGCCCAUUGGUGAUUGCUGUUAGUGAUUUCUGUUUGCAUUUUGGACGCUUGGUCAUUGUGCUGGUAUGUGGACAAUAACUUGGUGAUGGGUGGGUUGGUGGGUGAGAACAAGGGGCGCAGUUAGGGGGGCAUGCAAUAUCCCUGGCCACCGUGACUGCCGUGGCAGUACGGAAGUGGUCAUACCCUCCCCCUCCUCCCCCCAUGUGUAUGACAUGCAUGUGCAAUGCAGUUGCUACGAACAAGGGGGGGCGAUGCUGAUAGAAGCAAGCGUUGAGGUGUACCGGUAAUGGGGUGUGUAAUGUAUGCAUCCCAUGCACCGCUGGAAGCCCAAUGGCCCCACCCACCCACUCGGGACCGAUACCGGUAGCUGCCCUGCAGCUUGUAAUGUCGUUGCCAUGAUGUUUCAGCAGUGCUCACCUCUUGCUGCCUGAAGGGAGUGAGGUCACGCACUGGUGUGACUUGGAUGAGCUUUUGGGGAGGCUGGCCGCGCAGCCAAGCAAGGAAGGAGGUAGCAUGGGAGGCAAUCGGACGUGUGGCCGUAUGCCGGGGGGAGGUGGCAGAAGGGGGUGGCGGAUGGAGGAGCGCUGGCAGUAGGGCGACAGGCCUCUGCAGGCAGUUUGCAUGUGUGUAUAUACCAGUGCAACGACCUUCUUUCACACACUGUUUGACACUUUGCUGGCUGGCAAUAUGGAGGCCGAUGCAAAGCAUGACACAUAGCACAAACUGGCGACCAUGAGAGAUUGUAUUU